AUGGCUCAACUUAAUCAUAAUGAUCAAGCUAUUAAAAUACAAAAAAUUAAAAAUAAUAUUUUUAAUAAUGAAAUGAAAUGUGCCAUAAUCAGUCACUUUGAAAAUGAAAUUGAUGGUGAAACUCUUGAAAUGAUGGACAGCAUUGACAAAGUGGCCAAGUUAAUUCCAAAACUGAAGUAUCAGCUAUUAUUUUUAAAAGAACGUGAAAAACUGUUCAAGUCAAUUAAUAAUGAAUCUCUUUUAAAUAAUGAUUCGUCAUCAGUUAUUUCAAAAGAUCUUAAUUUUUCUUCUUUAUCUUCAUCGUCGGAUAAUAAUACUAUGAAUACUUCAUCAAAUACAGAUAUUCAUGAUCAAACAUUAGAUGAAGUGUCGGUGAAAGAAUACAUCAAUUCGAUAUUUCCAUCUGAAUAUGUUAUUCCACAAUUACCACCAUCUCUAUUACAAGAUAUAGAAGCUGGUGCACUUCAUAAAUUUGGAUCACAUCAUGCUAAUCGUCAAGUUCAUAUUGAUGCAAUAACUUAUGACUUAAUCAAUACAUACAAUUUAUUUUAUCCUAGUCAUAAACAAUUCGAUGCUAUUGGAUCAGCGAUUGUUGGUUUAUUAAAACUACCUUUUACCAAAGAUAAUUUAGGAAUAUGGAAAGAAGCGGUACAAAUAAAAUUAAAAAGGAAGCGUUGUGAACAUAAGGAUAAUGUAGAAGUACAAUAUCAUCUUAUGAAAUAUUCUAAAACAGGCUCCGGUCGUCCUGUCAAGCAAAUGAUUGGUGAGGUUGCAAGUCGUGAUCGACAAAAACAAGUAGAUAUUUAUCAAAUAAUAUUUAAAUUUCACUU
Messenger RNA from Adineta steineri, 830 nucleotides. The record is from the annotation of a GenBank genome assembly. Lineage: Eukaryota; Metazoa; Rotifera; Eurotatoria; Adinetida; Adinetidae.